AUGAGGCAGCUGACAGAAGAAGAAACAAAAACCCUCUUCAGCAAACUAAAGCUGAUCCUCGGCGACAAUAUCCGACAUUUAAUUGAUAGGCCUGAUGAAGACUACGUUUUCAGGCUUCAAGAAAACAAAGUUUAUUAUAUGAGCAAAGGUGUUUUAGAUCUCUGCCAACUUAUCGGCAGAGAAGAACUAUUCUCCGCAGGCAUUUGCUUUGGAAAUUUUACAAAAUCAGGAAAAUUCAAAAUACACAUUACAGCUCUGCCUUACCUGGCUAAAUACACCAAAUAUAAGGUCUGGGUAAAGCCAGGUGGAGAGCAAGUAUUUUUAUAUGGAAACCAUGUAUUGAAAACACACGUAGCCAGAAUGACUGAAGGAGUGCCUCAAUAUGAAGGUGUUGUUGUGUUCUCUAUGAAUGAUGUACCAUUAGGCUUUGGGGUUGCUGCAAGAUCGACUGAACAAAGCUUAAAACUCCAGCCUCACGAUAUUGUCGUUUUCAAUCAUUCAGAUUUAGGGGCAUAUAUAAGAACUGUGGAAGAAAAGCAGGCAGAUUAUUAA
Messenger RNA from Blepharisma stoltei, 552 nucleotides. The record is from the annotation of a GenBank genome assembly. NCBI's taxonomy places the organism in Eukaryota, Ciliophora, Heterotrichea, Heterotrichida, Blepharismidae.